Molecule: messenger RNA, 4008 nt
Organism: Tetrahymena thermophila SB210
Lineage: Eukaryota; Ciliophora; Oligohymenophorea; Hymenostomatida; Tetrahymenidae
Product: cyclic nucleotide-binding domain protein
Exons: 5
Biological process (GO): monoatomic ion transport; transmembrane transport
Cellular component (GO): membrane
Molecular function (GO): zinc ion binding; monoatomic ion channel activity; nucleic acid binding
Source: RefSeq, a predicted model, not a curated record
AUGGAAGAUAUUAAUAGAAUUACAAUUUAUUAAUCUUCUCAAAACUAGACAUCUUUUCAAACAAAUCAGCUUUUAAAGUAAGGAGGCUAAAGAGAUGAAUAAGAAUAAAACGAACUCAGACUUAAAAUGUAAACAAUGCAUGACAAAUUAAAGGGUUAAACUAAAAUUGGGAGAUCACUCAAUGGAGAUCAUGGAAAUGAUCCUCCUUCUUUUAAAAGUAUAGAAGAUUUUGAAUUUAUAAAUUAGCUUGGUUAAAGUGAACAUUAACCUAAAAAUAGAUUUUAGCUUGGCAAAUAAUCUAUAAAUGCUAAAGAAAUGAAUUCUAAUUCUGAUUUUGAUGAUAUUAGCAUUUAAAAGGGAAUAUUCUAGUAGAAGUAGGAAGAUGAUGAAAAAUAAUAACUAGGUCAAGAUUUAAAAUUAGCUUUUAGUGAGGAUUCGCCAUAAAAUAUGCUUUCCUAUGAUUUUAAUCGAAAUGAUCUUGUUGUUUCUCCAUAAAGCGAAAAAUUACAAUAAUCUCUUAACAAAUAUAAUGAAUCUUCUGAAGAUUCUAGUAAAUACAAGACCCAUUAAAAUAUUGAAAUGAAUAAUUUUAGUAUGUUGAGUGGAAAAAAUCUAAUGAGAUAAGAUAAUGGUAAUGAGUAAAAGAAAAAAUUUAAUUUCUAACAAGAAAUUAAUUCUCUGUUCUUUAAAAAUAUAAAAUCAAAAUCAAAAAGCAAACAAGGUGUGUUGAAUAAACUUAUUUGUUGCAUAAAACCUAAAAAAAAGUUUAAAAACUACAAAAGGAGUUUAACAUUUUUUGAAAAUCUUUAGUUAAACUAAACAUAAAAAUAGAAUAGAAUUUAAUUUAAAAUAUUUAAAUUUGCUUCAGCAAUUAAGCAAAGGCACUUAAAGAAAAGUCUAAAUGAUGUAGACACUGGUAAUUUAUAGCUAAUUAGUGAUUUAAGUUACUAUUAACAAAAUUAUAAUUAAGUAUCAUUUAAGGCUUAUAAAAAUUCUUUUCUAAGGGCUUUUAUUAUAAAAUAUCAACAGAUUAAAUCAUUAAUAAUUGAUAGUUUUAAAGAAGAAGUUAUUCCUAUCAAAAUUUUUAUGCCAACAAGCUCAGCAAUUGUUUUAUGGGAUUUGCUUUAGAUUACAAUGACAUAUUUAUUUUUGUUCCUUUACUCGAUUGAAGUGUUUUUUGCUUAAAAUGAGACAACAAACUUGUUUAUGGUUACCUUUUUUGAAAUAAUAUUAUCAAUAACUUUAAUUGAUAUUUUAAAAAAAUUUAAUACUUCAUACUUUGAGAAAGAUUAAAUUAUUUAAAUAAGGUCAAAGAUUAUAUUUAAAUAUAUUACCUCAAGUAUCUUUAUAACCGAUGUAAUAAGUCUUUCCACCAUCCUUUUUAAGUUAAAAUAUAGAAAUAAAGAAAUUUCAUAUAAUCCAAACAAUAGCCUCUAUUUGUAUCUAGAAAAUUUUUUAAUCUUUUUACUCCUUAACAGGGCUUUAAAAUAGAAAAAAUUAUUGCAAAGCAUUAUUACAUUAGAACAAAGUCAAAAGCAUUUAUUUUGGCUUUUUUCGUAAGUCUUAAAUGUAGUCACAGUUACUCACAUAGUAAGUAUAGCAUUCUACAUGUUAGGAAUCUAUGAAGAUUCAAACAACUUUUAAGUCUCUUGGUUAUAAAAAUAUGGAAUUACGAAUUUAGAAUAUUAUGAUAGAUAUAUUUAUUCUAUUUACUGGGCAGUAACAACAAUGACAACAGUUGGUUAUGGUGAUAUUACAGCAACAAACUCUUCAGAAGCAUUGUUUAUUUCUAUAGCCCUGAUUGUUUUCAGCUGUGUAUAUGCUUAUUCUAUAAAUAAUAUUGGUUUUAUCCUUUAAGAAAUAGAAAGAUCAUCAAAAAAGUUGAAUGAGAAUAUUUCUAUUAUAUAAAGAUAUUUAAAUAGAAAGAAUGUGGAUAUUUAGCUGAAAACUAGAGUAAGAUUCUAUCUCAGUUUUUUAGAAUAAGAAUCAAAAAAUAGAGAUAAGUAGGCUGAGGAUAAGAUUAUAGGUACAUUAUCUAACUAGCUUAGAGAAGAAAUCACCUAAUAGAUAAAUUCAAAAAUUCUGCAAGAUUAAAAUAUUUUUAAAAAUAAUUUUUCCCAUAAAAUUAAUAAGAGUAUCGUUUUUAUUAUGGAAGAAGUGCUAGUUACUCCAAAUGAAAUAAUAUUUCAAGAAAACGAUACGAAUGAUUAAUCAAUUUAUUUUAUCUAAAACGGAAUAGUUGAAAUAUACUCAGAUUGCUAUAGAUAAGACAAAGAAACUUCUUGUAAAGUAUAUUAGACAAUUACAUAAAACUAGUUUUUUGGUGAAAUUUCCUUCUUUUCUGGUUUAGCAAGAAGUGCUUCUGCAAGAAGUGUGAAUCUCACUACUUUAUAUAGAAUAAAAAGAGAUAGAUUUAUUGAUUUAGUAAAAACUAGUGAAUAUGAUUUUGAGAGAUUUAAAAUGAUAUAAGAAAAAAUAGCUAUCCAUGGAAAUUUAAGCUGCCUAUAUUUAAAGUGUUACUCAUGUAAAAAAAUAGGUCAUUUAGCUUCUAAUUGCCCUGUAACUCAUCCAUUUUUUGACAAGUAAUUCAUAUUCUUGAAAAAUAAUUUUUCUGAGAUUUAAGAAAGACAACCAAACUAUUUAAGAGCAGAAAAAACAAAAUAACUGAAACCCAUAAUUUAAGCUAAAAAGAAUAUCCAAAUUUGUAAAAAAUUAAAAGAUUUAUGUAGAAAUCUCAAUAGUAGAACAUAAUUUCUCUACAAUAUUACUUCUGAUGAAGAUGAAGGAUUAACUUUUGAUACUGACAGCUUACUAUCUUAGGAUGCUUAAUCUAGUAAAUUUGGGUAAGAAAUAAAAAGUUUUGCAAAAUAAACAACAGAUUUAUCUUAAAAGAUAGAAAAUAAACAAAUACAAAAACUCAUUAAAUCUAAUUAAGAUGAAAUAAGUAUAAUAGAAAAACAAAUAGGCUUAAUUAAAUAGAAUUCGGCUUUGAAUGAUUAAGUUUCUAACAAUUGUGCUAAUAAUUAUGAUUUAUAAUAAAUUAAUAAUAACUUUAACAUAUCUCCUGAUACACAGUAUUUUUCUAAGGUUGAAUAAAUAGUUUCUGUUUUAAAAAAGCAAAAUUAGCUGUAUAAUAGUCUAGCUAAUGAAAAUGCUAAGGAGAAUAACUAAAAAUAAGGUUAAUUUAUUAAAUCAAGAAGUGAUUUUAAAAAUUAUUUGAAUUCAAAAUAAGUCAAUUUUAAUAAAUAAAAUACUUAAAAUUCAAAUUAAGAUCCAAAAAAUUAAAUUUUCUUUUAGAAGAAAAUAUCGAAAGAGUUACUAGAUGAUUAGGAUGUUUUUUUUCUAUCUCCAUAAAUCAUAAAGGUUUAAUCCAAUAUAUAAUAAAAUAAUAAAAAAGAAUAACCUUCUUUGUCUGCAACAAGCUUCAAAAUAUUUGAGUAGCAAAUAUAAUAGCAAGAAAAAGGAGAAGAAAACCCAUCUAAAAAUUAAUUAAACAGAAUUAAAUCAAGCGAAUACAAGGGUAAUAGAUCUUUAACUAAAUUAAGCUCAAGUAAGUAAACAAAUUUGUAAUUUAAAAAUUAGACAAAUUAGUUAACGUAAGAAUUUGCUUCCGAAAAAAUGAGAAACAGUUAAAAAACCAGUAAUAACUUGAUUAGAUCUCAUGACUAUUCUUAAUAUUCAAAGUUUUAUUCUUAAUAAGAUUUUUUUGAGUAGAUUUAAAUGUAUGAUUUUGAGAGAGUAAAAAUAUACAAAAAAUUUUUUCCUCAUAAUAAUAUUGAUAGAGUAAUAACAACUUUGAAAAAAAUUUAGACUUAAUAAAAAAAAGAAAGAUUUAAAAAAAACUUAGAAAGAAGAAGAUAAAUUAUAUUUGCUUUAGACCAUAUUUAAAACAGGUUAAUUUGUGAAACGCCUUCUAAAAACAAUGUACGCUAAAAAAAAAAGGAGCUUACUUCGUUAUCAUAUGGAGUUACUUUAAAGUAAAAAGAAUAGCUAAAAUAAGUAGUCUGA